Linderina pennispora is the source of this 782-nucleotide messenger RNA. RefSeq lists its product as uncharacterized. The transcript has a single exon. The record is from RefSeq and is a predicted model, not a curated record. The coding region runs from base 103 to 669 and encodes 188 amino acids. Lineage: Eukaryota; Fungi; Kickxellomycota; Kickxellomycetes; Kickxellales; Kickxellaceae.
GUUCAUGCCAACAUCAAACAGGUCACCAACAAAUCCCUCGAGGGCUUCGAUGGCACCAGCGACCUGGCGGACGUGCUUGCUCUUGCUCUUUUUCACAUCGGAAUGACCGUUCUUGUGCCCGCUAUGAUGCGGCUGGUGCGCAGUGGGCGUAGGAAGAACUACUGGACCAUGUCCCAUGUGAUCGCCAAAGGGGAAGCCGUAGCAUCCAACACAGUCUUCGCCAAUCUGACGAACCCUUCUUGCCCUUUCCGUCGCCCUUGCUAUGCUUCUUGCCGUGCUUUUUCUUACCAUGACUCUUCUUGUCGCCCUUUCCCGUGCUUCUUGUGUGAGGUGGCUGAUGAAAUGGGAUCUUCAGUAGCGUCUUCAGGCGAGUUCUCAACAGAGUCGUUGUCAAGGAUAUCAGAGGCCAUAUCCGACCUCGCCAAGAAUAUCAGAGGAGGAUUCAGUAUCAACAGGGAUAUCUGCGUCUUCGCUGGCACCUUCAGUCUCGUCGUCGGCAAGCUGACGGACUUUCUUGUCCUUUCCCUUCUUGCUAUGGCCCUUGUCGUGUUUCUUGCCAUGCUUUUUGUCGCUCUUGCCAUGCUUUUUACCGCUCUUGCCAUGUUUCUUUUGCGAGGUGGCCGAGGACGCAGUAUCCUCAGCCUGAGCCAUCGAGAGGAUCAUCAUUAGGACUGCUAUCGUCAGUGGAUGCCAUAUCAUCGUUUCCGAUGUUAUCAGGAAGAGGAUCGGCGUCUUGGGUAUCUUCAGAGGCAUCGACGCUCAUAUCAUCUUCAGCCAAUGUC